AUGGCCCGCUUCAGCAACGGAAUCUACUUCCUCUUUGCCGUCCUGGUCGUCCUGGCCGUCUUCGCCAACGCCCUGCCUGCCAAGGGCCCUUCUGACAUGGCCGCCGACAUGGGCCAGAUGGGCAGUGUCGCCGGUGUCCCAGGUCUGAGCGCUGUGAUGCCCAAGAAGCAGCAGCAGAAAGAGCCUGACAUUGACGAUGACUUUAUGGACGCCAUCGCCGACGCCUCUGCUUCCGCCAUGCCCACCCCCACUGCUCACCCUACCCCCGGCUUGGCUCCCACCCCGGCCUCGACGCCAAAGGCCUCGCCCACGCCCGCGAAGAACGACAACAACCCGCUCAGCAACAUCCCGGUCCUAGGAGGUCUCCUGGGCAAAGUCCCUCUGCUUGGCGGCAAAUAA
Messenger RNA from Rasamsonia emersonii CBS 393.64, 399 nucleotides. RefSeq lists its product as uncharacterized. NCBI's taxonomy places the organism in Eukaryota, Fungi, Ascomycota, Eurotiomycetes, Eurotiales, Trichocomaceae. The coding region runs from base 1 to 399 and encodes 132 amino acids. The transcript has 2 exons. The record is from RefSeq and is a predicted model, not a curated record.